This is a messenger RNA of Moneuplotes crassus, 2386 nucleotides long. The record is from the annotation of a GenBank genome assembly. NCBI's taxonomy places the organism in Eukaryota, Ciliophora, Spirotrichea, Euplotida, Euplotidae.
GAUGAGCAAGAGUGAAACCCUCUCUGUCAAAAGAUAUAGGUCCAAGAAGGCCCAGAAGAAGCCUCAAGCCCCGAAUGUCUAUGAGUUUAUGAAGUAUAUCCAGAAGAAGAUCUAUGUCCACCCCUUCAAGACAAAAAGAAAACUUAAGAAUUGCAUCCUAGAUCCCAAGAGGCACAAAAACGGGAAAGUAAUCAACGCCUUCCUGAAAAUCCUGAUCUCUGAGAUCGAUCCCUCUGGAAAUUUCGAUAUCAUGAAGAGUGAUUUUAUGAACCAGGCCAUGAUGAUCUACACCAACAGAAAGAACGAAAUUGACACUUUAGCCAGAACUUUCCAUAAUUUAAAUGGAGUCGAUUGGAAUGGAAAGAAUUAUCCAAAAAAAUAAGAUGAGCCCUAAACCUCUAAAGAAGUUCAGCGGAGGCAUGGGCAAUAUUAACGGGUAUUCAAAGAUGAACUCGAAAAGCCGAGAGGCUAACUCUAGAUUUAAAUUUACUUCCAUGAGUAUUAAGACUAAGGGAAUCAUCCCUGCAAAUAUUAGUAAUGUUAAUAGAAGUAUAAAUAAGAAUCUUCAUGCUACGACUAGCCAUAAUGCUUCUUAUACUAACUCUCAUAAGUAUAAGAACUACAGAAAAGGAAACAGGUUUAAGAAGAAUAGAAGCUCUCACAACUAUGAUUUGGCUAAAAGUCUGCAAAGAUCCAAGUUAGGUUCAAGCUACCAAAACAAUGAGAGCUCUUAUGACCAGAGCAUAGAUUCAUCUAACAACAGGUCAAUGAAAAGUCAGAGUAUCAACCUCCAGGACCUAAGUAAUGAUGGAUUUGGGAAAUCAAGGUCUAUUGACCAUGACAAAACUAAUACCAGAGAAUUUUCAACUAGAAACAUCAACCAGCAAUAUAAGCCUUUCAGUCCUGCUAAAGGCCCCUCUGCCUCAGUCAAUAUGAAGGCAGAUAAGAUAAGUUCUUUCGGUAUCAGUCAGAUGCUCCUAGACGACCUCAAAUCCAAUAAAGAUGAUGAGAAUGAACUUAGCGCAAAGAAAAAAACUAUCGAGAAGAACAUGCCGAAAAAUAUCAUUACACAGCCCAUGACGAAAAGAAAAAGAAAGAAGAGCUCAUGCAGCGUUGCAAGUAAUGAUGUAUACAGAAAUGAGGACAGCAGACAUUUUAGUCACCAGCAAAAUAAGCCGAUUUAUAUUGCUAAUCUUCUCAGUGGGGGUGAUCCUGUUAGCUCAAGAUUAGUUGAAGAAGAAAAGGUCUGCACAAGUCUUGAAGAGGCAAAGUCUCCUUCACCUACUAAGCCAGGAGCUGUUGGAGUACCAAAGAAAAUUCAGAAAUCUCCUAGCGAAACUCAUGAAAGAAACAUCAACAGUAUUUUCUCACAUGUACCACACGGGGGUGCUCUUGAAAGACUUAACAAUGAGGAGAGACUGAACUUUCUCUCCGAAGCAAACCUCUCUAAAAUAGAUAGCUCAGCCAACUGAAGACAAGAGAAGAGUGUUGACCUUGAUUUUAGAUCAGGAGCUAUGCUUGACAGAAACUCAGCUGAUUUCAUCACGAACAGGGUGAUUCAUAACAAUCAGUUAUCCAAAUACCUCACUAAAUUUAUUGGUAAUAAGGAUUACAGGACUACUGAAGAAAGAGAGCUUGAUAAAUGUACUUUCAAGCCAAAAUUUGUCAAUAAGAAAAAGUUCAAAAAUGUCAAAGGAAAAGUCUCUGGUGCUAUCAAAGAGAAGGAUCAUAAGAGUAGAGAAAGAGAUAUAGCAUUAUUCUCUGCUAGUGAGAAUAUCAGGGGAGCAAUUCAAUCCUCGCAAUCUGUCUCUAGAGGUCUCAGUGCAGAUGGAAGAUUCAACAACUCAUUAUCUAUGAGUGAUGGAGGAUUUUUAUUUAGAACUGAUGACGAUGAAACUAGCACUAUCAGUGUUCUAAACGAGAUGAGAUCAGUUCCAACCAUUUACUCUAAUAAAAAUGUAGCUGGUCUUGGAGGAAUCCUCCAAUUCGGUUAUUCUCAUAAAUUUCAUGCAGAGAAGCACUAUAAGAACAUCAUCAAACCUACAGUAAAGAGCAUAAAUAAAGCUAAUACAACAUUCUAUGGCUCAUGUGGAAGAGCACUUAGCCUCAGCAUCAAUCAGGCAGAUGCUUCCAAUGUAUUCAAGGCAAAGAUCUUGACACCCAUUAAGUCCAGUAAUGGCUUGAAGACCCAGAGACUCUUCACCAAUAACCUUGCCUCAAAGGCAAAAGAGGUGGCUCAUGCACACGAGAGUCCCAAUAAGGGAGAAUUAACCAACUUCUCAUCUGAAGAACUUGAAAAGAUAAAAAAGAUCCAUGAAAUCCAUUUUAAGGUCAAAAGAGCAUAAAUAUUGAUAAAUAGCAUAACAGUUGUAAUUCCUUCAGUACU